This is a messenger RNA of Funneliformis caledonium, 132 nucleotides long. The record is from the annotation of a GenBank genome assembly. NCBI's taxonomy places the organism in Eukaryota, Fungi, Glomeromycota, Glomeromycetes, Glomerales, Glomeraceae.
AAUACGCCUCUGAUACAACCAUAGCAGAAGUUCUACUUUGCUUGAAUGAAAAACCUUGUGCAACUGUUAUCUUCUUUCGUAUAUGUGUUCAAGAACUUCAUAAAGAUUUACCAGUGACAAAACCAACCGACG